UAUUUAAAAAUGGAGUCUAAUAGUACACAAAUCUCUGCAGAUAUCAUGAAGCUUAUUGAUCUUUCUAUGCCGUCCAGUACAACGAAGAAGGCUAAGAAUUAAAUACUUGUCAUAUUUCAAGAGAAUUUUAGGGUCUAGAUUGCAAUCUACUAAUUUUGAAGACACAGAACAUGUCAAGAAUUUAAUAACGCGGAAAUUGGGUGCUUCCAAAUCUCCAAAAUACGGUUCAAAGAACUCAGAUAUUCUAAAAUUCGAGCAGUUGUACAAUAAGCUGACGCAGAAAUAGAAGGAAUAGGGCAACUUCCAAGAGCGAUCUGACCUCUGCUCUCUAUGUGUUGUACAAAAUCAGCAAUGUAGAAGCUGAAAAGAAUGAUUCUUCUGAACUAUUACAAACUCUGCUGAAAAGUAGUGAUGUUAAGGAAGAAAAUAAGGAGCAAGAUAUGGAGAUUGAUGGGCCUCACUAUAAGAAUCAAAAUGAUAACAAAUCAGGCCAGUUCCAAUUUUUGAAAAGUUUUAGAUACCGCAGCCAAGAUAUCUCAGAAGAAGCCCUGUGUAAAGAUCUCCUAUAUGUGUUUCAAGGAAUCGAUGGUCAAAAUAUUAGCUUCUCUAUCCUGGAAGAUUCCUUUGUUCUUGCUCCAAAUGUAAAUGUAUCUGAGUCCACAAGGAAGUUAGUCACAGAAAUGUGAGAGCUUGGAUGGCUAUUCAAGAAGGUUAAUGACUUCAUGAGCAGAAAUAUCGAUUCUACUUAUUGCGACCAAGUUACACAGAGUUUAUGAUUUGCCUUCCAAACAGAGCUUACUGAAUUUUAUCGAUUAAUUGCAAUUUUGGAAAACCAACAUCAGAAUUAUGAUGAGACAGACGCUUUGAAUUGACUAAAUUUAAGAAAAUUAUACCUCUAUAUUCAAGAACCGAUGGAAAGGAUGAAAUGGUUAGCAAUUAUAGUGGAUUCUAUUGAGGGUUUGAAGGGAGGAACAAUAAUAAGUUCUAUUAAUAGCUAUGUUCUUCAUGGCUCUCCUAGCACAAAAUUCCUCCUUUCAAAGCUACUAAAAGAAGUAUCAGCUCCAAUAAUGACAAUGAUCAAGACAUGGAUGAUCGAAGGUGAGCUUAAUGAUCCAUUCCAAGAAUUCUUCGUAAGUAUGGACCCAAAUGUGCCUAAUGAUCUCAUCUGGACCCAAAAAUAUGAUCUGAAGCCUUCAAUGAUUCCCUCAUUCCUUACUAAUGAUUUUGCCAGAAAAAUCUUAUUGACAGGAAAAGCUGUAAACUUUAUAAAGAAGUGCUGCCAUGAAGAAGACUGGGUGCUAGAUGCUAAUGAACAAAUUCCAUUCAACGCAGAUACAUUCUCAAGUGAUGAGAAUAGUUACUCAACCCUACAAAACUGGGUUGAUCAUGCUUAUAAAGUUACUAAUAAAGAGCUUAUUGGUCUAAUGUUUAAUAAAUAUCAGUUCUUACAACACUGAAGAGCUCUAAGAAAGUACUUGCUUCUUGGACAAGGAGAUUUCAUCCAAAAUCUGAUGGACUCAAUGGUAAAUGAAUUGUCAAAACCAGCUGGACAGCUCUACAAAUAUAACCUUCUUGGAAUCUUAGAAUCAGCAGUUCGAUCCUCAAAUGCUAACAUGACCGAUUCAGAAUUUUUGAAAAGACUUGACGUGAAACUCCUUGAGGCCAGUCCAGGAGACAACGGAUGGGAUAUUUUCUCACUUGAUUACAAACUAGAUGCACCCAUAAAUACUAUUCUGACUCCAGAAUUAAUUAUAGGGUAUCUCAAAAUCUUCAAUCUUCUCUGGAAGCUAAAAAGAGUGGAACAUUCUCUGAACAAAACUUGGGUGCAGCAGAUCAGCUACAAAAAUGAACUGUAUUCUUUAAAGGAGAUCAGGUCGGAUCUGCAUAGAUGUAACUUGUUAAGAAAUGAGAUGCUUCAUUACAUCAACAAUCUACAUUCAUAUCUCCAAGUAGAGGUAAUUGAAAGUGAAUGGAAAUAAAUUCCAAGAAGAUCUUGACCAUGCUGAAGAUCUCUAUGAUAUUAUGAGAAUUCAGAGAAAGUUCGUCGAAGUUAUCCACAAAAGAGCGAUGCUGACUCAUGAACAUAUUGAAUUAUACCAACUCAUGGUCAAAAUAUUUGAGCAAAUUCAUCAAUUUAGCAGGACACAAGACAUCCUAUACUCUUCUGCAUUAGAAGAGUAUCAUAAAAGACAAUCAGUGAUGGAUGAUGGAGAGGAAUAUUCUCAGGUUAUCUCUCCUGAAGCCAGCAAUACACUCAAGCAACUUGGCAAAAUUUACAGAGUUAAUUUUGAUAAGUUCAAUGAAGCCUUAAGUACUCUCGAAAUUGAUGAUAAAUCAUUAAGUUUCAGAUUGGAUUUCAAUGAGUACUAUAAAGACUCUAGAGAAAGAGAAAACGUUGACCAUAUUGAAGAUGACGAUGAUGAAGAAGAGGAAGAGGAGGAUGAAGACGAAGAAGAGAAUAUCAACACUGAUACCUUCAAAGGUCCCCAUGGAAAAGGUGGCUUCCAAGGUUUUGGAUCCCACUAAUCUAUUUGGUUUUACUCAAUUUAAUUUUAUAAAAG
Molecule: messenger RNA, 2561 nt
Organism: Moneuplotes crassus
Lineage: Eukaryota; Ciliophora; Spirotrichea; Euplotida; Euplotidae
Source: the annotation of a GenBank genome assembly